AUGCCACAACGUUCAUCCAAUAAAGUAAAAGUUUAUGUUCGAACUCGUCCUACAAAUAAUUUUGCAUCGGAUAUGAUUUCUUUCGGACGAGAUAAUCGAACAAUUUGUAUUCAUCGAGCUGCAUCAGCCAAUGCUGUUGAUAACAAAAUCAAUGAUUGGGCAUUUCAUUUAGAUGGUGUAUCUCAUAAUGUUAGUCAAGAAGAAAUAUUUGAUUCUGUAGCUAAGGAUGUCGUUGAUCGAACAUUAGAGGGUUAUAAUGGAACAAUUAUGUGUUAUGGUCAAACAGGAGCUGGAAAAACUCAUACAAUGACCGGUUUCACUGAAAGUUAUCUAAAUCGUGGUAUUAUACCACGUGCUUUACAACAUCUUUACCAAGAAAUAAAUGCUCGACAAGAUUUUUCUUAUUCUAUUCGUAUUGCUUAUCUUGAAAUUUAUAAUGAUCAAAUGUGUGAUUUACUUCGUACACUUAAUUCACCAUCUGAUUAUCAACAAUUAUCAAUUGGUGAAGAUGCGGGUUUUGUUUAUGUUAAAGGAUUAUCAUAUCGUAUUGCGAAUAAUGAAGAAGAAGCAUUAAAUUUAUUAUUUGAAGGUGAAACAAAUCGAUCUAUUGGUCAACAUGUACUCAAUAAACAAUCAUCUCGUUCACAUUGUAUUUUUACAAUUCUUGUUGAAUGUCGAGCAAUUUUAUCAUCAGAUGACAAAUAUACUGUAUCAAAAUUAAAUCUUGUUGACUUAGCUGGAAGUGAACGAUUGGCUAAGACAAAUUCUGAAGGUGUAACAAAACGAGAAGCAACAUUUAUCAAUAAAUCUUUAUCCUUUCUUGAACAAGUUGUACUUAAUUUAUCGGAUAAAAAAACAAAUUAUUCACAUUUUCGAAGUUCAAAAUUAACACAUGCAUUGAAAGAUAGUAUUGGUGGACGAUGUAAUACUGUUAUGAUUGCAAAUAUUUGGCCAGAAAUACAACAUAUUGAAGAAACAGUUUCAACACUUCGUUUUGCUAGUCGAAUGAUGUGUGUACCUGCUGAACCAACUGUUAAUCAAGUAAUUGACCCAGUAAAAGCAAUUGAAAAUUAUAAACGAGAAAAUAAAUAUUUAAAAGAAGAAUUAGCAUUACAUAAUACAUUAGUAAAUCGUAAUGGAAUUUCUUAUGAACCAUUAUCCGAACAACAAUUAUAUGAAAUUGAAAAUCAAUGUCGACGAUUUAUUGAUGGAACUUUAGAUGAAAUUGAAAUUCAGAAUGUUCGUCAAGUACAAGGUUUGUUUAUUUAA
Rotaria sp. Silwood2 is the source of this 1269-nucleotide messenger RNA. The record is from the annotation of a GenBank genome assembly. Lineage: Eukaryota; Metazoa; Rotifera; Eurotatoria; Philodinida; Philodinidae.